GAAAAGGAUGACAAUACGACAAAUAUAAAAACACCACCAUCAAGCGUAUAUACGCUAUAGCAAAGAAUGUUUCGGUGCUAUCUUUAAAUGAGCAUCAGUUACAAAAUAACGAUGAAAAUGUCAAUCGAAACAAUAAGUCAUCCAUUGAUUUGGCGCAACAGGCAUUCCAUAGUCAUUAUAUGUAUGGGGUUUUGGAUGAUGUAUCUUUUAAGAAUAAUAAGAAAUCCGUACAGGCAGCUCCAACGAGAGAACAUAAGCCACUUAAAGGAAAUUCUGCGGUUGACGAUAGGAAAGUACGAUUGACUACGGCUGACAUUUCUAUGUCGACAACCAUUGACGAGCCAACUGCCAUGUUGAAAAUAACUGUACCAAAAUUAGCACCAUCCAUGCAGUCUACAGGUUUAUCUUCUGAGAAAAUAAGAACAGGAAAGCCCAUGAUCCGUGCCCGCUCUCAUUCAGAUCAAAGACCUGGAUCAAGUCAGCAGCAACAGAAUCAGCAAGAACUAGGGUGCACUCCAGUAAUACCAGCAUUAUAUCAGUCUGAAUCAGACCAACCAGUAUCCUUAAUGUCUAAAAACUUUUCAUCUAAGACUGGCUUUAUACACGCUUCCUCUUCAUCCCCUCUAGCAAGAAGGGUACGCUCUGCUACGACAUUAAGACAAACUACUACCGCCGAAAACAAUCGUUCAGGAGAAAAAGGACAAAUUAUUUCGUUGGAUUCACCGUUGAAAAUGACACCAAUAACAAGAAGCACUUCAACGACUCCUAUAGAGAGGGAUAUACCUGAAUGUAUCCAUCCAACUGAAGCCGAACUAUGCAAACAAAAGUUAGAACUACAGCAGCAACAAGGGACAGAUUGCGAACCUGAGCUAAUACCCAUCAUUGCACCACUUGAUUUGGAUAGUAUAAGCACACAACAACAAUUUUACGACGCCAUCUGGGGAGCUCUAGGCGAUUUAAAUGGUUGGCUGGAAGCAAUGGAAAUUAGUUUAUAUAAUCUUGAUAUUUAGUACAAUGGUAUCACUGCAGCACCAGCACAAUGUGUACUGAAU
Molecule: messenger RNA, 1052 nt
Organism: Mycotypha africana
Lineage: Eukaryota; Fungi; Mucoromycota; Mucoromycetes; Mucorales; Mycotyphaceae
Exons: 3
Coding region: 180-1010 (276 amino acids)
Source: RefSeq, a predicted model, not a curated record